Molecule: messenger RNA, 1476 nt
Organism: Trichoderma breve
Lineage: Eukaryota; Fungi; Ascomycota; Sordariomycetes; Hypocreales; Hypocreaceae
Product: nuclear transport factor 2 (NTF2) domain-containing protein
Exons: 5
Coding region: 1-1476 (491 amino acids)
Biological process (GO): ribophagy; protein deubiquitination
Cellular component (GO): cytosol; ribonucleoprotein complex; Ubp3-Bre5 deubiquitination complex
Molecular function (GO): mRNA binding
Source: RefSeq, a predicted model, not a curated record
AUGGCUACCAACGGAUCAUUCGACCAGCCCGCGGUUACAGCAGGCCCUGCUGAUACGAGCGCUUCUGGAAACAACCUUUCCAAGGAUGAGGUUGGCUGGUACUUUGUUGAGCAAUACUACACCACUCUGAGCAAGUCGCCUGAAAAGCUGCAUCUUUUCUACGGUAAACGAUCUCAAUUUGUGUCUGGGCUCGAGGCUGAGGUUGCCAACGUCUCUGUUGGUCGUCAGCCGAUCCAAGAGCGUAUCAAGCAGCUCGACUUCCAAGACUGCAAAGUCCGAGUCUCCAAUGUCGAUUCCCAAGCUUCAUUUGACAACAUUGUCAUCCAAGUCAUCGGCGAAAUCUCAAACAAGUCCGGAGAACCCAAGAAGUUCGUGCAGACUUUCGUUCUCGCCCAGCAACCUUCCGGCUACUUUGUCCUCAAUGACAUCCUGAGGUACAUCAGCGAAGAUGAGGAGGAACAGCCUGCUGCUGAAGCCGAGCUGGAGGCCCCUGCUGCCGAGCCUGAAGUGGCUGCUCCAGAGGUCCCUGCUCCAGUCGAGCCUGAGUCCGUUGAGGAGGAGGCCAAGGUGGAAGCCGUCAAUGCUGACGAGAUCGACCAGAAGCUCCAGGAGGCUUCCAAGGUCAACGGUACUGAUGCUGAGGAACCUGUUGUUGCUGCCGAGGUCGCCGAGGCUGAGCCGGAGAAACCCGCCCCGAUCGAUGCUGAGACUGCCGCCAAGGAGGUCGCCGAAGAAGAGGCUAAGGAGGUUGCUGAACUUCCCAAGGAGCCCAGUCCUACUCCCGCCGCCAAGGCUGCUCCUCAACCGGAGACUGCUCCUGCUAAGCCCGCUGCUCCUGCUAAGCCGAUGACUUGGGCUAGCCGUGCCGCUGCCGCUGCCGGCCCGCGACCUGUUGUCCCUCUGCCCAAGACUGCCACUCCUCCCGCUGCCGAGCAGAACAAGGCUCCUGCUCCCGCAGCUGCCCCUGUGGCUGCCCAACCCGCAGCAGCUGCUGCCCCGGCAGCUACUCCUGCUGCUACCUCUGCUCCCGUUGCUCCCGCCGCUGAGGCUGCUAAGGAGGCUUCUGGGUGGCAGACUGCCGGCGCUGACUCUAAGCGCCAAAACCGACCCCAGUCUAUUUCUGCCAAUGCAGCCGAGAAGGAGGGCACAAUGGGUUAUGUCAAGUACGUCACGGAGAAGGUCCAGGAUGCUGAUCUUCGGAGCGCAUUGGCCGCUUUUGGCGAGUUGACCUACUUCGACAUCAACCGUGCUAAGAACUGUGCCUUUGUGGAGUACAAGACUGUUGAGGGUUAUCAGGCCGCUCUGGCUGGCAAGAACCUCACCGUUAACGGCGAGAACAUUGUUGUCGAGCCACGACGACCCAAGACCGCCGGCUUUGCUGGUGGCCAGAAUGCUAGAGGCAACUUUACCGGCCAGGUUCGCGGACGAGGCGGUGCUGCCCGUGGCCGCGGUGGUGCCCAGGUUGCCAAUGCUUAG